AUGGCGUGCUAUCGGAGGCUCAUCCCUCUCCGAUCUUCCCUUCUUGUUCCUUAUCCUCCCCUCAAAGGGUUUGGAGGAAGCUGUAAAAGCUACAACUCGAUUGUAUCUUCGGACCAAAGAGUAUUGAAAUUCGAAGACGAAGUAAAUCAGUUAUUGAAAUCAAGUAAUACGGCUUUGAAGGACAAAGUCGCUGAGCUUCGGUGCGAAUUCCAAGCGGCGAAACAGAGUUUUUUCAAAAUUCCUGAUGCUUUAAAGGCAAUGCCCAAAAUGAAUCCUGAAGGUAUAUAUGUAAAUAAAAAUCUGAGGUUGGAUAAUAUACAAGUUUAUGGGUUUGACUAUGACUAUACAUUGGCGAAUUACUCUGCUGCUCUACAGACCUUGAUAUACGACCUUGCAAAAGAACAUUUGGUUAAUGAGUGCAGGUAUCCUGAUAGUUGCAUGGAAUUCAAAUAUGAUCAUACAUUCCCAAUUAGAGGGUUAUAUUAUGACAAGUCUAAAGGAUGUCUACUGAAGUUGGAUUUCUUUGGAUCAAUUGAGCCAGAUGGAUGUUUCUUUGGUCGCCGCAAGCUCACAGCAGCAAUCUGCCAGAAUAGCAGAAAGCCACUGAAACAGAACAGAGCAGCAACCAUCCUGCAGCAUCAUCAUCUCAACUUCUUUACUGAAAAAUUCUGCACUCCAGCUCUAAGCUCCAAAGUAUAA
Molecule: messenger RNA, 699 nt
Organism: Ilex paraguariensis (yerba mate)
Lineage: Eukaryota; Viridiplantae; Streptophyta; Magnoliopsida; Aquifoliales; Aquifoliaceae
Source: the annotation of a GenBank genome assembly